This is a messenger RNA of Doryrhamphus excisus (bluestripe pipefish), 2010 nucleotides long. RefSeq names its product transcriptional regulator Myc-like. Gene Ontology annotation, molecular function: protein dimerization activity; DNA-binding transcription factor activity. Gene Ontology annotation, biological process: regulation of DNA-templated transcription. Lineage: Eukaryota; Metazoa; Chordata; Actinopteri; Syngnathiformes; Syngnathidae. The record is from RefSeq and is a predicted model, not a curated record.
CAGCUGUGAUUCUCAAGCCGCUCAUGACACACGGAGCUUGGCCACUGCCGGCCGGCUCGCUCGCUUCUACCGGCUCCUCAUGCGCGAUUUCCCCGCAGGAAGGAUUUAAUGUCCAGGGAGGACGCUGGUGGACUUGUAUUACGCGUGUUUUUUUUGUUGUUGUUGUUGCAAUUUGGGCUUAUUGUGUCGCGUCUUCGGUUCUGCACUUUAAACGCUUCAGCGUGGACGAGAGACCCCACCGGGCACCGCCAUCAUGCCGCUGAGCUCAAGUUUAGCGAGUAAGAACUACGACUACGACUACGACUCCCUGCAGCCUUACUUCUACUACAACAACGAGGAGGAGGACUUCUACCCGCAGCAGCUGCAGCCGCCGGCGCCGAGCGAGGACAUCUGGAAGAAAUUCGAGCUCUUGCCCACCCCUCCUCUGUCGCCGAGCCGGCGGCCGUCUCUGUCCAGCCUGUACCCUUCCACUGCGGACCAGCUGGAGAUGGUGAGCGAGUUCCUGGGCGACGACGCCGUCAACCAGAGCAUCAUCUGCGACGCGGACUACUCUCAGACGUUCCUCAAGUCCAUCAUCAUCCAGGACUGCAUGUGGAGCGGUUUCUCUGCAGCCGCCAAGCUCAAGAAGGUGGUGUCGGAGCAGCUUGCCUCCUUGCAGGCUGUCCGGAGAGAGUCCACGGCUAACAUCAGCAGCAGCAUCCCCACGACCAUCACCGCCACCAGCAAUGCCUCUGCCGUGUCGUCUGGGGUGGCGGCCAUCGCUGCCUCUGCUUCAGAGGGGGGCUCCGAGCCUACGGGUGUCGCCACUUGGAAGCUCAGCAGCAGCUACCUGCAGGACCUUAACACCUCAGCGUCGGAAUGCAUUGACCCUUCAGUGGUGUUCCCGUACCCUGUGGCGGAGACGCCUAAGCAGAGCGGGUCCCCUUGUCGGGAUUCGGGACGGGACAUGCCGGCCCACAGUGGCAGCAGCAGUUGCAGCGACUCGGAAGAGGAUGAUGAUGAUGAUGAUGACGAGGAGGAGGACCAUGACGAGGAGGAGGAGGAGGAUGAGGAGAUUGAUGUAGUGACGGUGGAGAAGCGGCAGGCGGUGAAAAGAUGCGACCCCGGCCCAGCGGAGACCCGACACCCCAGCCCACUGGUGCUGAAGAGGUGCCAUGUCUCCACCCACCAGCACAACUACGCCGCCCACCCACCCAGCAGGCACGAGCAGCCGGCUGUCAAGAGGCUCAAGCUGGAAGGCGCUUCAGGAGGAGGAGGAGGAGGGGGCGGUGGCGGCAUGAUCAUAGUGAGCCAGAGCCGCGUCCUCAAGCAGAUCAGCAGCAACCGCAAGUGCUCCAGCCCCCGCACGUCCGACACGGAGGACCACAACAAGCGACGGACUCACAACGUGCUGGAGCGCCAGCGGAGGAACGAGCUCAAGCUGAGCUUCUUCGCCCUACGGGAUGAGAUCCCGGAGGUGGCAAACAACGAGAAAGCGGCCAAGGUGGUGAUCCUGAAGAAGGCAGCCGAGUGCAUCUGCAGCAUGCAGUCCGACGAGCACAGACUGCAGUCCCUCAAGGAGCAGCUGAGGAGGAAGAGCGAACUUUUAAAGCAGAGACUCUUGCAGCUGCAGAGCGCUUAAAACUUCUUUUUCUUCUGUUGGCCUUUUUUUUGUUCUGUUUUUUUUAUAUGCAAGUUCAAGACUGUACAGUUGUUGCAUGCAAAUGCAGGAAAUAAGGAUGUUUGGAAUCAUUGUUUGAUUUCCAUGUUGAAACUGCCUCAAUUGAAGUUAUGGUUGGAUUUAAAUAUUUAAAGUUUAUUUUAUUAAUAAAAUAUAAAAAAAAUGGGGCCUCACAGUUCAGUGGGAGCCCAAAUUAAAAUAUACAUUUUUAUGUUUUUGUAUAUAAUUAAUAUUUCCUAAGAAAAUGUAUUUUUGGAUCUCAAUUGUCUGGAUGUUCAGACUCGGUGUUUGUUUUUUUUCCAUUAUGUUCCUAGAUUCUUUUUUCAAAUAUAAAAAAAUGGUUCUUGGAU